AUGAUGGCGGCCCAGGCGCUGGCGCUGCUGCGGGAUGUGUCGCGGCUGGAGGCGCCGCUGGAGGAGCUCCGCGCGCUUCAGUCGGUGCUGCAGGCGGUGCCGCUCAGCGAGCUCCGCGAGCACGUGGCGGAGCUGCGCCUUAGUCCGCUUUUCUCCCUGCUCAGCCAGAACCAUCGGGAACAGACCACUUUGUGUGUAUCCAUUCUGGAGAGAUUGCUCCAGGCUCUGGAGCCAGUUCACGUGGCUCGGAACUUCAGGGUUGACCUGCAGAGGGGGCUGACUCACCCCAAUGAUUCCGUAAAAAUCCUCACUCUAUCCCAGGUUGGAAGAAUUGUUGAAAAUUCUGAUGCGGUUACUGAGGUUCUAAAUAAUCCUGAAUUACUAAAACAAAUCAUUUAUUGUAUUGGUGGAGAGAAUCUAUCUGUAGCUAAAGCGGCCAUUAAAUCCCUGUCAAGAAUAUCACUGACCCAAGCUGGACUGGAGGCUUUAUUUGAAAGCAAUCUGCUGGAUGAUUUGAAAACUGUAAUGAAAACAAAUGACAUUGUUCGAUAUAGGGUCUAUGAGCUAAUUGUGGAGAUCUCUUCUGUGUCACCAGAAUCUCUAAACUGCUGUUCCACCAGUGGGUUGAUAACCCAGCUCCUCAGAGAGCUGACUGGAGAGGAUGUGCUGGUCAGAGCCACCUGUAUAGAAAUGGUGACUUCAAUGGCAUAUACUCAUCAUGGACGACAGUACCUUGCUCAAGAAGGAGUGAUUGAUCAGAUAUCUAAUAUGAUUAUUGGAGCAGAUUCGGACCCUUUCUCUAACUUCUAUUUACCAGGAUUUGUGAAGUUUUUUGGGAACUUGGCCAUCAUGGAUAGUCCUCAACAGAUCUGCGAGCGUUUUCCAGUUUUUGUGGAAAAAGUCUUUGAAAUGACAGAAAGUCAGGACCCCACCAUGACUGGCGUAGCAGUGGACACAAUUGGAAUUCUGGGGUCCAAUAUUGAAGGAAAACAGGUUUUACAGAAGACAGGAACUCGAUUUGAACACUUACUGAAGCGGAUAGGAUAUCAAGCAAAGAAUGCCUCAACAGAGCUCAGAAUUAGGUGUUUGGAUGCGGUUUCAUCUCUUCUUUAUUUACCACCUGAGCAGCAGACUGAUGACCUCCUGAGAAUGACAGAAUCCUGGUUCUCUGCUUUAUAUCGGGACCCGCUGGAGCUCUUCCGUGGCAUCAGUAAUCAACCCUUCCCUGAACUCCACUGUGGUGCCUUAAAAGUGUUCACGGCCAUUGCAAACCAACCCUGGGCUCAGAAACUUAUGUUUAACAGUCCAGGUUUUGUAGAGUAUGUGAUGGACCGAUCCACGGAGCAUGACAAAGCUUCAAAGGAUGCCAAAUAUGAACUGGUAAAAGCACUCGCCAAUUCCAAGACAGUUGCAGAAAUCUUUGGGAACCCAAAUUAUUUGAGACUCAGAACUUACGUGAGUGAAGGUCCAUACUACGUGAAACCUAUUUCCACAACAGCAGUGGAAGGAGCUGAGUGA
Pipistrellus nathusii (Nathusius's pipistrelle) is the source of this 1518-nucleotide messenger RNA. NCBI's taxonomy places the organism in Eukaryota, Metazoa, Chordata, Mammalia, Chiroptera, Vespertilionidae. The record is from the annotation of a GenBank genome assembly.